AUGUCCAUUGAGUCAGUGAUGCCAUCUAACCACCUCAUCCUCUGUCAUCCCCUUCUCCUCCUGCCUUCAAUCUUUCCCAGCAUCAGGGUCUUUUCCAAUGAGUCAGCUCUUCACAUCAGGUGGCCAAAGUAUUGGAGUUCCAGCUUCAGCAUCAGUCCUUCCAAUGAACACCCAGGACUGAUCUCCUUUAGAAUUGACCGGUUGGAUCUCCUUGCAGUCCAAGGGAUUCUCAAGAGUCUUCUCCAACACCACAAUUCAAAAGCAUCACGCUCAGCUUUCUUUUUGGUCCAACUCUCACAUUUAUACAUGACUAGUGGAAAAACCAUAGCUUUGACUAGACAGACCUUUGUUGGCAAAGUAAGUCUCUGUUGGCAAAGUAAUAUGCUGUCUAGGUUGGUCACAACUUUUCUUCCAAGGAGCACCACCCACACUCUUGUCCGGUCCCUGGUCCCUCUGUCCGGCCAGGAGCCUGGUCCCGCUGACCUGUCUCAGCCUGCUGACCUGUGUCUGUCCACAUUGACCACAAGCCUCAGGUGGGUCAUGUGGGUCCUGCCCAGGGAGCUCACCCCUCCCCUGGCCCAGUCCCUUCCCUUCCUUCCUUGGCCUCACCUCCACCCAUCCUGCCUCCCAGCUGGAAGGGAUUCCUGGUGCCUACACCCCAGAUCUGCCUCCUCCCUCGGAGCAGUGCCCCGUCCCCAGCGUGUCUCACUGGAGUGCUCCCCCCCGGUGUUAUUUCCCCUCUCUAUGCAGACGUCCUGUGUUUCUUCCCACCUUGGACAGAAAGCCGCCACCCUCAGCCCACCUGUCUCCUUGCUCUUUUACAGCCAGACUCCUUUGAAGAACUGGCAGGAUUUAGCAUCUCCGUUUCCUUUGCCGGGUGUCUUUUAG
Molecule: messenger RNA, 888 nt
Organism: Rangifer tarandus platyrhynchus (Svalbard reindeer)
Lineage: Eukaryota; Metazoa; Chordata; Mammalia; Artiodactyla; Cervidae
Source: the annotation of a GenBank genome assembly